UAGUAAUGAAGUCAUCACCACCACUUGUUGCUGUCACAAUUCUUCUUCUUUUGCUGCUGCUUGGAGGAAUGAUGGUCAACAACACCGCCACCGCAGAUGUAGGAGAGGAGAAUGAAGUGAUGCAAGCAGAGGAAAAAGAAAGACCCGUCGGCAUUGCAGGACACAUCUUGGACGAUAGAAAGAAGAAAGUGACACUUUUUGUUGGCUCAAAACCUGCAACUACCAAAGAAGACUAUGAGGGGUACAAGAAGAAAUAUCCUGAGGCAUGCGAUGUUGAACUUGGCGAAGAUCAAGAGAAAGGAUACAUUAUUCUCAGCUACUCCAAAACCUCCAAGGCGGCUGAAAGCGGUUGCACUGUGGAUCUCUACACCGAUUUGGAAGACAAGAUCGAAUUCUCUGUUUUCUUGAGAAAUGUGGAGGGUGGUGGUCCUGCAGGAUGUCUCAAACAAUUGGAUGACAAAAAAUUCGAUGGCUACAAUGACAACGUACUGCCCUUCGCUUACAGCCAUCCAACCAUUCUCGAAGAACUCAGGGAUAACGGACCAAAGCUAGACAUUUCUGCCGCUGGAUGCAAGAGUGAUGUCUGCUUUGAUAAGGUGUGUAUCAAAAAGACGGGCCUCGAACUUAGAUGGGCCAAAUCUCUCAAGAAUGUAGAACACAUAGAUCUUCUAAUCAAUCCAAUUGGCAGUCCUUCGUACAAACAUGCUUCGGAAGAAAUGAAAUUGUUCGAGAAGCGUACGUAUGGAAAAGUAAAGAUCGAGAAAGCCGAUAAAUAUUCUGUUCGAUUUGAUGGAAAAAAAGAAGCUUUGGAACCAUACAACGAAUACAACUGUACACAAAAUCCCGCUGGAAACAUCCUCACGCCCUUGACAUGGGAGAUCAAUGGGACGAAUCCUGUGGACCCAAAGAAGAAACAUUUGCUGGCCUUCCAUCUUCUUCCGCAAAAGGCAUCUCGCAUGAUACAAUGGGUUUUGCCUCCAGCUGGUAAUAAAAUACCAAAAGGAGUGAGUGAAGAAUCGCCGAAAGGACCUGAAUGCGAGGAGCUUCAAAUUCUUUUCUCAACGGCCAACUACGAUUUGCUGACUGUCGUCCCUCAAACUACGACCACUACUACAUCGUCUACAACUACAACCACCACUCAACCGACAACUACAACGGUUACAACAAAAACUGAAGAACCUAAAAGCUCUGCGUGGAUCAUUAUUGUGAUUGUUGUGGUUCUGCUUCUGUGUAGCUCUUGUGCUGGGGCACUUGUCUUCUUUUUCUUCUUGAAGAAGGGCGGCGGUGGUGAUGGCGCUGAUGAUGAGGACAAGUCAAAAAUGGGCGACAACAAAAAAUCAAAAAAGGAUGACGAUGGGACCAAGUCAAAGAAUGAUAAGGGCACCAAAUCGCAGAACGACAAGGGCACCAAAUCACAGAACGACAAGGGCACCAAAUCGAAGGGAGACAACACCAAAUCAUUGACCAGCAUGAACGACAAAACUACCAACUCUGCGGCAGCUGGAGGAGGAGCAGGAGUGAAGAGUUCAAGAGUGAAGGAUGCUGAAGAAGGUGAUAAUAAGAAGGGAACUAGUACUGCAAUUGAUAACACAGCAUCUCUGGAAUUGUAG
Meloidogyne enterolobii is the source of this 1610-nucleotide messenger RNA. NCBI's taxonomy places the organism in Eukaryota, Metazoa, Nematoda, Chromadorea, Rhabditida, Meloidogynidae. The record is from the annotation of a GenBank genome assembly.